Molecule: messenger RNA, 2954 nt
Organism: Orcinus orca (killer whale)
Lineage: Eukaryota; Metazoa; Chordata; Mammalia; Artiodactyla; Delphinidae
Product: mth938 domain-containing protein-like
Exons: 2
Coding region: 1-444 (147 amino acids)
Biological process (GO): positive regulation of fat cell differentiation
Cellular component (GO): cytoplasm
Source: RefSeq, a predicted model, not a curated record
AUGAAGGGGGUAAAACACGGAGAGGUUUGGGAUCGUAACUCUGAAAAGAGAGGGCGUUGGAGUUCGGUUAAGCUCCUUCUUCCCCUGAAAUUGUUUCCCUCUCAUAGGGGGCAAAUGAAAGUCCCAGGCUCUACUAAAAUCUGUAAGGACUGCAAAGUGUGGCCAGGGGGACGUCAGGCUUGGGACUGGAGAGAAACAAGAACUGAGCGUUCUCCUGGUGUGCAGCCUGCAGAUGUGCAGGAAGUUGUCGAGAAAGGCGUGCUGACCCUUGUUAUUGGCCAGGGGAUGAGUGAGGCCUCGAAGGUACCCUCAUCAGCUGUGGAGUACCUCAGGAAACAAGGCAUUGAUGUGCGUGUCCUCCAGACAGAGCAGGCACUGAAGGAGGAUAAUGCUUUGGUUACCCAAGGCAUCAGGGUGGGAGGGGUCUUCCAUUCCACCUGCUGAUGGAGCCUUAAGAGAAUAACUCACUAAGAAAUGAUAAAAAAAAAAAAUUAAUUUUUUAAAGAGCCCAGGAUGGCCAGGCCCCAGAAGAUAAGGUUUUUGGGGUGGAGGCCAGGGAGCCACUGAGCUGUCACCAGAUCUGCCACCAGAAUCUGAGAAACCAGAGAGAGGCCAACCUGAUGGGACCGGUUCCUUAGGGUCCUGGAACCAGUGGGGCUCCCCACCUGAGAGAAGAGAGGGAGGCUGACCUACCUCCCGGCUGAAGCUCCCUUCUCUAUACCUUUUCUCAUCUGUGAUCUUAGAAGCUGUGUGGCUGUGACGAGGGAGGCCUUGGACCUAGUCGGUGGAGGGUCCAAGAGGCAGUGUAGGUGGCGGGGAGGCAGGAGAGUUACCCUCUCCUGUCAAUGAUUCUCCUGUCAAUCAGGAGAAUCAUUUCUGAACUGCUUCCUAGCCUGUGUUUUGUUCAUCUUUGUGACCUCCUCAGUGCCUAGUAUAGAGCUUUGUCUAAGUAUUUCUUGGCUUAAAAGAGCCCAUAGGAUUGAUAUUGUACAUUUCUUUUCCCUCCCUCAGUCUCCCUUUUUGGUAUGUGACCUGCUUCAUCCUUGGGAAGUCCUUCCUCCGAGCUUCCCAUUAAAGCGUCAACCUUCAGACAGCUGCGCGCACUGACUCGGUCUCUCCAUCCGCCUUCACUCCAGGCUGAAGAGCUGUCUUCUCUCUAGUUUCCCUCAGCUCUCGCUCCACACUGCCCUCAGCCCACUGCCAUCAACACUCUCGUGUCUCUCUCUCAUGAGGGGCCAGGUGGGGGAGGGCCCACAGUGGGUACUCAGUGCUUAGCACGGAGCCUCAAUGCCAGAAACCCAGAGCCUUCUGCAGGAGGCAGAUCCAUCUUUCAUCAUGGGAAAGGAGAGAGGCGGAAAACUCCAGACCUGGACCCCAAACUGGUCCAGAGUCGGGCAACUGUGGCUAGAGCUUCUCCCUGGACCGACCAGGUCCUCCUGGGAAGCCCAGUGCCUCCUGGAGCCCACGUGACCAAAGACAAUUGGACUGAGCUUGGGAGAAAGAAAAGUAGGAAAAGAAAGAUGGAGGCGAAGUGGAGGGAUCCCAACUCGUAAGCCCCUAGAAUGACAGGUGGGACAGAGUAUGUAAUAAGCUGGCCUCUCCAGCACCAGCAUUCUCGGUCCUCCACCCACCCCUCACACACAGCCUCCACCGCCAGCUACACUAAGCUUCUCCCAGUGCUUGAACAGGCCAUGCCUUCUCUUACCAACAGUUCUUGGCAAACAAUGGGGCCUCUUCCGUGAAGCACUCUUCCCCUCCCCACUCCACCUGGUCGAUCUCUACCCUUCCUUCAAGCCUCGCCUUAAAUGUCACUUUCUCUGAGAAGCCCUUCCAGACGCCCACAGCCCCAGUGUGAGCUGCGGCCCCUCUGUGUCCCCACGUGCUGCGGACUUCCCCACCUCAGCCCUUGUGCUGGGUUUCCGCAUACCACGUCAUCCUAUCCUCCCUGAGAGGUGGGUAAUGCCAUCGCCUUCAUGUGAAUGUGUGGAAACCAGACUCAGAAAGGUGAGCUGACUUGUCCAGAAGGACCACGAGUAAGGAAGAGGUGACUGCAAGUUGAACCCAGGCCCACUUAAACUGCACUUUUCAUCUGGCCACCAUAUCAUCAUGGCAUGUCGGCGCUGGGAGGCCCGCAUGUCUCCUGUUCAACCCCUUCAUUUCACUGAAGAGGAAGCCAAGGUUUAGCAAAGUUGAGUAACUUUUCCACAAUCACACAGCCGGCUUAUAGCACCAGAAUCAGAGCAAUAUCCCUGACUUUCUUCUUCAUCCCAAAGCUCUCUCUUCCUACCAGAUCUUUUCUUAACGCUGGGGUCCUGAAGGGCCAACCUGGGAGCAUUAUCCACUGAGCUCUUCCCCUCCAACCAAAGCCCCAGCCUAGGGGUGUCCAGUGUGCGCCUCCCAUCAGCAGGCCUCAGGAAUCUCCUUGCCCCACAGCAGCUGGCCCAGAAAUAUGACAACAAGAAGAGCUAGAAGAAACAGCAGAUAGCGGGCCCGUUGGGAAGGGGCAGAUUCAAUGAUGUUCUCUGCUAGGGGCUGUGGAAAUGAUCAAGGGAGUUAUCUGAGACAGCUGGAAGUCCAUGGCCCACAGGGGCCCUGAGCCCCUUUGGAAAUGUCUCCUAGGCCACCCAACCUCUGUUCAAUAGGCGGCUAAGCUGGGCCUCUCUUUCUCAUCCGGGGAGUGAGUCUUCCACCUCUUUCCAUCCUUCCCCUUUGCCUGCUAAUCCCUUAUACCCAGGAAAUGCUUCCUGCUAAGUCAAAACUUACUUGCUGCUGCCUAAGGAAUUUGUUCUUAUUUUUACCCUUGGUGGAGAUGGAGACCCAUAGGCACCCUGUGCUUCUGAUGCGUAUUCAGGGAAUUGAGCCACCUUCCCCGACAGGGGUCCUCGCCACUCCCUUUCCUUCUCAGGUUCCACAUUUGAAGAGCAACCUCUGACCCUCACAUAGAGAAGCCUGGC